AUGGCGGAUUGGGGAUACAACCCGCCUCACGGCUGGGCCCAGGGCCCAUGGGAUAGUUUCGAUGGCUUCUUUUAUCAAGAUCCCAGCGGCUGGGCACCCGCAGCUCAUGGCUUCUUCCCCGCGCCGCCCGGAUUUGGCUGGUACGAACUCCCAGGUGAUGGGAUGGGCGGCUAUUUCGGUGAUUUCACAGGCGGCUUGUCACUUGGGGGAUAUGGCGGCAUGUGCGGCACGAUGCCUUGCGACAUUGGUGGCAUGGGCGGUAUCAUGGGAUACCCCGGCCUCCCGAACUUAGGUGUCGGUGGCGGUGGGCAAUCGUGGCAACAACUCGGGCUCCCUGUGGACGACGGCGGAAUCCCUGGGGUCAACAUCAAGAAUUCCACGGACGGCAUCGGACUCGAGCCGGGAUACAAUUACAUCUUCGCCAAAGAGCAUUGCAAGAUCCACGUCAUCAAAAGCGCGACAGCGCCCUGGCAAAACGAGGGGAAUGAAACGUUCAACUACACAGCGCAUGUGGUUCCGACUUGUGUGACGCUCAAGACUCUGCUCCAGCAGUUCGGAUGCGACAAUGAAGAUCCAGGGAAGAAUGUUCUCCAUGAAGUUGUUCCUGGGGGAGGAGGGAAGUGGUAUCGUGGGCUGACGAUUAAGGGGGACAAUGGAGAUCUAAUGAAGAAGAAGGUCAGCGAGAUGGGGUGGGAUGAGAAGAGAGAUGGGAAGAAGGGAGAAGUGGUGUGGGUCUAUUUCACGAAGGAUUAG
Messenger RNA from Pseudogymnoascus verrucosus, 753 nucleotides. RefSeq lists its product as uncharacterized. The coding region runs from base 1 to 753 and encodes 250 amino acids. NCBI's taxonomy places the organism in Eukaryota, Fungi, Ascomycota, Leotiomycetes, Thelebolales, Thelebolaceae. The record is from RefSeq and is a predicted model, not a curated record. The transcript has a single exon.